CAUCACGCCUGAGGGUAUAUUUUGUCUAUCGGUUACCAAAGACACGUAUCAUCGUCUUGGUAUUGAAGGAAAAUUAUCAGCGUUCGCUAAAAAACAUCGCAAUCGUUACACGUGAAUUGAACUUCGGCGGUACACAAAACAAUGCCAAAAUAUAAGCAAGUGAAAAGUCUUGAAACGCUCGCAUUGAGAGCGCUCACAGCUUAUAUUCGUGAUUUGGGCGAAGAAUUGAUGCCACUAUACACGAAAGCAUUUGAACUAGUUAUGCCCGAUUUUCACAUGGACGCAAUGGAUUUGAAUGCUUAUGAUGACGAGUAUAUCGAAGAUGAAAUUGAUUUUUUGGACGAAUUGGAACAAAUUCGCGAAUUGGAUUUAGAACAAAUUCGUGAGUUGGCACGACGCCGCCGUAAAUCUUCAACCAAGUCAUUGUCGGAAAGUCAUCGCAAUAGUUUUACUCAAAAACAAUUGCAAGAGAUACUUCGGGCACGCGUUGCAAUUUUACAUGAUUUAUUCCAAUACAAUGUGCCGUGUUACCUGUUUGAUCGGCUUCGCAUGUCUCUGUUCAGCGAAAUACCGAGAAUGGUGGAUCGCAUUAAGGCAAGACGCAGCAUAAAGACAACACAAGGCGAAUUUAUGUCACAAAUUAAUGUGGCCGUCACACUUGUGGAAACAAUCAUCGGCCCAUAUCUAACGUAUCAUAAUUUCGAGGAGACACCAAAAGUGUUGCAACAAAUUUUCUAUAUGCGACUCAAAGACAUGAAGGGAUUGGAAUUUUUGAAUUUGGGUUCAUUGACGGGCGGAUGGAAAACGGACGACAUGGAACCGACGAUUAUGUUGGGUUUGGACAAUAUGUCAAAUUUGCAAUAUCUGAGCAUAAAUUAUGACUGUACCGAUAAUCUUCUACUGAAAUUGAUCGAAAAAUGUCCGCGUCUUACUUGCCUUGAUCUUUCAUCGUCGAAAGCCGUUAAUGAUGAUAGCGUUAAUUUAUUGGUACGAAUACCAUCUCUGCGAUUCGUUAAUUUGCAUCGGACAUCGGUGACAAUGGAAGGGUAUAUUAAACUCUUAUUGGGGCUGAAAAAAAUUGAAGACAUUGGACCAUUCGAUGAAAUUGGCCGUUGCUUGGAGUAUAUCGCUGAUAAUUACCAUGAUUUUAAAGGAUUUGCGUUGAAAAAAUUCUGCAGUCGAUAUGUGACUACUCGAUUUUUGCAAAUCAUUUCGGAAUAUUGUCCAGAGAUGCAGCAUGUGUCAAUUUUUUUCAAUAUGUUAAUAUGCGAUCUCACUGCGCUCAUUGGCAUCAAUAAAUUGUCCAUUCUUCAUUUGUUAUCGUGUGACUUUUUCAGUGAUCAAAUUCGCGAUGUACUCGCUGUCAAAGGAUGUAAUUUAACGCAUCUUCAUUUGGAACACGUCGAUCAAAUCGAUAUGAAUGCUCUCAUGUAUAUCAGUCAAUAUUGUCCGGAUUUGCAGGUUUUCACCAUUUACAAUUGUGAAAUGAUCGAAAGUACGUCGCUUUAUUUACAAAAACCAUCCAUACCGCCGUUUAUGAAUUUGGAGAAAUUAACCGUGAUCGCCCAGUGUGACCGUCGUCAUUUGGAAUUUUUAUGGUCCACAUGUUUACAAAUCAAAGUGAUCAAAUGCGGAAUGAUGGUACCGACCACCGAUGAACUAUUUGAAUACAUUUUAUCGCGGAAUCCAAUGGAACAUUUGGAAGAAUUGAGCAUUCUCCGUUCAGACGGAUUAACCAUUGGCAUGGCAUAUAAAUUCGUUGAAAUUUGCCCAAAACUCACUCAACUCAACGAACUAGAGGGAUGGAGCCUAAUCAAAGAAGAUGAACUACAAUUGUUUAAAACAUUUAUUAAAACCAAUAAUCUUGAAUUGAAUAUUGAAUCGAAACGCUUUCAAACGACAGCCGAAGAACUGAUUUAAUUUUAAUUUUAUACGAAUCAAUUGUAUUUAUGCAUAAUUAUUUAAUAUAUAUUGUUUAUACCUGUUCAUACUCAAUCACGAUUGUUUUUACUCACCAUGUCCUCUGACGUUCAUUG
Contarinia nasturtii (swede midge) is the source of this 2036-nucleotide messenger RNA. Its product is annotated as ribonuclease P protein subunit p40. Lineage: Eukaryota; Metazoa; Arthropoda; Insecta; Diptera; Cecidomyiidae. Gene Ontology annotation, biological process: tRNA 5'-leader removal; tRNA 3'-end processing; endonucleolytic cleavage in ITS1 to separate SSU-rRNA from 5.8S rRNA and LSU-rRNA from tricistronic rRNA transcript (SSU-rRNA, 5.8S rRNA, LSU-rRNA). Gene Ontology annotation, cellular component: multimeric ribonuclease P complex; SCF ubiquitin ligase complex; ribonuclease MRP complex. The transcript is spliced from 2 exons. Gene Ontology annotation, molecular function: ribonuclease MRP activity; ribonuclease P activity. The record is from RefSeq and is a predicted model, not a curated record. Bases 142 to 1920 code for a protein of 592 amino acids.